Molecule: messenger RNA, 1793 nt
Organism: Siniperca chuatsi (mandarin fish)
Lineage: Eukaryota; Metazoa; Chordata; Actinopteri; Centrarchiformes; Sinipercidae
Product: serine protease HTRA2, mitochondrial-like
Exons: 8
Coding region: 236-1570 (444 amino acids)
Biological process (GO): programmed cell death; positive regulation of apoptotic process; proteolysis
Cellular component (GO): mitochondrion
Molecular function (GO): protein binding; serine-type endopeptidase activity
Source: RefSeq, a predicted model, not a curated record
CGUGUCAAAGUCAAACUUCCGGUGUAAGGUUGUUGCUGGCUUUCUGUUUGGUGUAGAUAACAGUAAAACUCAAAGGAGGUAUUUGUUCUGUAUUGUUUUUAUUUGUUGAACAUUGUGAUUCGGCGAUUACAAUUAAUACAAAACGAACCGUUCGUACUGUAAAUAUAUUUGGAUAUAAGGUGUUAUUAAGCUGCCUAAAAACUCCUGAACCGGUGUGUGACCGAAGUGAUGCAACAUGGCAGCAAUUCCUCUCAGUAGGUGUUUUCUCUCUGCACUAAGGAGACACACUGGGUGUCAGAGCCGUGCACUUUUCUCUUUGUCAGAGAGGACAGUCAACCGGGUGUCCUCUGUUGUGAUAUGUAACCACAGGGGAGCCGAGGGAAACACAAGCCUGGACAGGGGACCACCGGUGGAGUGGGACAGAAAAAGUGGUCGGGACAACAGCAGCUCUCCUCUGCUCAAGCCGGUCUCGGUGGGUUUGGGACUCUGUGGUGCGGCUCUUCUGGACAGUCAGAGAGACGAAAAAGCGAAGGACAGAAGAGUAUCGAUAUCCGGGCGGUUUGUUCAGCUCAUUCUGCCAUCAGCUCAGUGUGCUUCUCCCUUUAAACCUGACAGCCCCCGGUAUAAAUACAACUUUAUUGCAGAUGUGGUCGAAAAGUCCACUCCAGCUGUCGUGUACAUUGAAAUCGUGAGCAGACACCCAUUUUCAGGAAGAGAAGUCCCAGUGUCAAAUGGCUCUGGUUUCAUUAUCAGCAGUGAUGGUCUCAUCGUCACCAAUGCUCAUGUUGUGGCCAACAAGAGAGGCGUCCGUGUGAAGCUCACCAACGGAGACAUGUACAAUGCCACUGUGCAAGAUGUGGAUCCAGUGGCAGACAUUGCCACCAUCAAAAUCACUGCGAGGAAACCUUUACCCACGCUCACCCUUGCUCAGUCGUCUGAUGUUCGACAAGGAGAGUUUGUGGUCGCCAUGGGAAGCCCGUUUUCUUUACGGAAUACAAUCACGUCAGGAAUCGUCAGCUCUGUACAGAGAGGCAGUAAGGAGCUAGGCCUGUCCAACUCCAACAUGGAUUACAUCCAAACAGAUGCAACCAUUGAUUUUGGAAAUUCUGGAGGUCCCCUGAUUAACUUGGAUGGUGAAGUCAUCGGUAUAAACACCAUGAAGGUCACUGCAGGGAUCUCCUUUGCUAUUCCAUCCGAUCGCCUGAGGCUUUUUCUUGAUCAAGCAGCAAAAAAAAAGAAUUCUUGGUUUGGUGAGUCGGAGACGAAGCGGCGGUACAUUGGUGUAAUGAUGCUGACGCUGACACCAAGCAUCAUUGCAGAGUUGAAGUUGAGAGACCCAUCCUUCCCAGAUGUGACACACGGCAUCCUGAUUCACAGAGUGAUCAUGGGCUCCCCGGCCAACAAAGCUGGCAUGCUACCAGGAGACAUCGUGGUGGAGAUUAACGGAGUGAAGGUGAACACCUCAGAGGAGAUCUAUCAGGCCGUCCGCAGCAGCGACAAAAUCAACAUGGUGGUGCAGAGAGGACAUGAGGUGCUUAGACUCCAAAUGACUCCAGAGUUCACAGAGUGACACCUAACCGCACAAUUUCAUUUCUUAACGUCACAUUAGCCUGAUCGACAGAUGGCCACAUGAUUAGUUCAUGUACACAAGACAAGAAAACUGUGAAACCUGAUAGACUGGUCAGAUGAAAAUGUGUUUGCAGUUGAAUACUUUUUUUUUUUUUUUUUUUAUGAACGGUAGACAUAUUUUAUCAGUUCAAGUAUUGCCUGGUAUUAAACUUCUCUGAAACAUG